Molecule: messenger RNA, 788 nt
Organism: Salvia splendens (bonfire salvia)
Lineage: Eukaryota; Viridiplantae; Streptophyta; Magnoliopsida; Lamiales; Lamiaceae
Product: classical arabinogalactan protein 26-like
Exons: 1
Coding region: 211-579 (122 amino acids)
Source: RefSeq, a predicted model, not a curated record
AGAAUUGACACUGAAAACAAUAAUAAAAUGAGAAGUUUGAAACAUGAAGGGAUGGACCAUAGAUGCUAAAUAAUGCAUUUCACAAGAAGCACCACUUACAUGCCCCAAUCCCUUAUACAUACAACUCAUGUCUCUAACCAUUCACUCCUCAUAAAAAAGGCUGCAUAUAUACCUUGAUCAAAAAGGUUCUCUCUUGUGAAAAGAGUAUUGAUGGCUCAACCCAUAUCAGCAUUCAUGAUUCUUCUUACAACAAUCUCUCUAACAUUCUUAGCUUCAGACAGCAGUGCUUCCACCAUUGCUGCUUCUCUUCCUAUCUCACCUUCAUUACCUCCUGACAUCUCUCCUCUUUUCCCCACACCUCAGCUCUCUCCAACUGAAUCAUCUCUCCCCAUAAUUCCCUCAACUCCCAGCCCUCCAAAGCCGGAUGAUGAUGCAAUGGCAGCUCAAGCCCCAGUUUUGGCUGUUGUGCCGUCUGGAAUCUUGCCGGAUUCUUCCUCUCUCGGGCUGCUAACUGGCCGGGGAUGCGCCACCUCACUCGUGCUUUCUGCUUUGCUGCCAUUUGCUCUUCUGCAGCUUUGAUCAGCUUAGUGUUGUUAGCCAUUUACUUUCUUUCUGCAUUGCAUAGAAUGUGAAUGAAUUUGUUGUGUUCAUGUUUAGUAGUAGUAUUAUAUAGUAUACUAUUAUGGAUAUUAUAGAUAUAUUUGAGGUAAGUGUGUUGGAAAAGAGUGGUGUGGAACAUGUAACUAAUUCCGGUAUUGCAAUAAUGGCCUUCACACACUUUUCCAUUC